CCUAGGCGGUGCAGAGCCGAGCCGAGAACUACGGGUUUGGAGCAAAGAGGAGGCGGCAGCAGCGGCGGCGAGAGGGAGGGGAGGAGGCAGGCGGGCGCAUGGGGCGCCCCGGCCCCGCCGGCAGCUCUUCCCCUCCGGCCAGGCCGCGGUGAAGGGUUCCUGGCGCCGCACUCGAACCCGUGCCCUGGGGCCAUGCCGGUCAUGAAGGGGUUGUUGGCCCCGCAAAACACCUUCCUGGACACCAUCGUCACCCGCUUUGACGGCACGCACAGCAACUUCCUGCUGGCCAACGCACAAGGCCCACGGGGUUUUCCCAUUGUCUACUGCUCUGACGGCUUCUGUGAGCUCACAGGCUACGGUCGCACUGAGGUCAUGCAGAAAACCUGCAGCUGCCGUUUCCUCUACGGUCCAGAGACCAGUGAGCCAGCCUUGCAGCGGCUGCACAAAGCCCUGGAAGGCCAGCAGGAGCACCGGGCUGAAAUCUGCUUCUACCGCAAGGAUGGCUCAGCUUUUUGGUGCCUCCUGGACAUGCUGCCCAUCAAGAAUGAGACGGGGCAGGUCGUGCUGUUCCUCUUUUCCUUCAAGGACAUCACUCAGAGUGGAAGCCCAGGACUUGGCCCCCAAGGAGGCCAUGGGGACAGUAAUCAUGAAAACUCCCUCCGUAGGAGAGGAGCCAGCUCAAAACUUCAGUCUGCCAGAAGGCACAGCCGUACAGUCCUAUACCGAUUGACCAGCCAUUUUGGGCGCCGGAGCCAGGGAGGCAUAAAGGCCAAUAAUAACGUGUUUGAGCCAAAGCCAUCAGUGCCCGAGUACAAGGUGGCCUCCGUGGGGGGGUCUCGCUGCCUCCUCCUUCACUACAGCGUCCCCAAGGCCAUCUGGGACAGCCUCAUCCUCCUUGCCACCUUCUACGUCGCGGUCACCGUCCCCUACAAUGUCUGCUUCUUGGGUGAUGACGACACUCCCAUCACUUCCCGACACACUCUUGUCAGUGACAUCGCCGUGGAGAUGCUCUUCAUCCUGGAUAUCAUCCUGAACUUCCGCACCACCUAUGUGUCCCAGUCCGGCCAGGUGAUCUCUGCUCCUCGUUCUAUUGGCCUCCACUACCUGGCCACCUGGUUCUUCAUUGACCUUAUUGCUGCUCUACCCUUUGACCUGCUUUAUGUCUUCAACAUCACCGUGACCUCGCUGGUGCACCUGCUGAAGACCGUGCGGCUGCUGCGGCUGCUGCGGCUGCUGCAGAAGCUGGAGCGGUACUCACAGUGCAGUGCUGUGGUGCUCACACUGCUCAUGUCGGUCUUUGCCCUCCUUGCCCACUGGAUGGCCUGCAUCUGGUAUGUCAUCGGGCGCCGGGAGAUGGAGGCCAAUGACCCACUGCUCUGGGACAUUGGCUGGUUGCAUGAGUUGGGCAAGCGGCUGGAGGUGCCCUAUGUCAACGGCUCUGCGGGCGGCCCCUCGCGGCGCAGCGCCUACAUCGCCGCACUCUAUUUCACGCUGAGCAGCCUCACCAGUGUGGGCUUCGGCAACGUGUGUGCCAACACCGACGCUGAGAAGAUCUUUUCCAUCUGCACUAUGCUUAUAGGCGGAACCCAGAGACGGGUCCAGGACAGGGUGGGUUUGACAGCAGGGGAGGCUGCGGCUGGAAGGGUGGCCACCUCUUACUGGCUGCCCGCUACCGCCGCUGCAGCGCUGAUGCACGCAGUGGUGUUCGGGAAUGUGACGGCCAUCAUCCAGCGCAUGUACUCGCGCCGCUCACUCUACCACAGCCGCAUGAAGGACCUCAAGGACUUCAUCCGCGUGCACCGCCUGCCACGGCCACUCAAGCAGCGCAUGCUCGAGUACUUCCAGACCACGUGGGCUGUCAACAGCGGCAUCGACGCCAAUGAGUUACUGCGUGACUUCCCAGACGAGCUGAGAGCUGACAUUGCUAUGCAUCUGAAUCGGGAGAUCCUGCAGCUGCCACUGUUCGGAACAGCAAGCAGGGGCUGCCUGCGGGCCCUCUCACUGCACAUCAAGACCUCAUUUUGUGCUCCGGGCGAGUACCUGUUGCGCCGUGGGGACGCCUUGCAGGCGCACUACUACGUCUGCUCCGGCUCACUUGAGGUGCUCCGAGACAACAUGGUGCUGGCCAUCCUGGGAAAGGGGGACCUGAUUGGAGCAGAUAUCCCUGAGCCAGGGCAAGAGCCUGGGUCGGGGACAGGCCCAAGCUGCGUGCUGAAGACCAGUGCUGAUGUAAAAGCACUGACCUACUGUGGCCUGCAGCAGCUGAGCAGCCGAGGACUGGCUGAGGUCCUGAAGCUCUAUCCUGAGUAUGGGGCUGCCUUCCAGGCUGGCCUACCCCGGGACCUCACCUUCAACCUGCGCCAGGGCUCUGACACCAGCGGCCUUGGCCGCUUUUCCCGAUCCCCUCGCCUCUCCCAGCCCCGCUCAGAAAGCCUUGGCUCCUCCUCAGACAAGACGCUACCAUCCAUCACAGAGACUGAGGGUGGCUCAGAGCCUGGGGGUGGACCCAGGCCUCGCCGGCCCCUCCUGCUGCCCAACCUCAGCCCAGCACGGCCUCGAGGCUCUCUGGUCAGCCUUUUGGGCGAGGAGCUGCCCCCAUUCUCAGCCCUGGUCUCCUCUCCUUCCUUAUCCCCAUCUCCAUCCCCUGCCCUGGCUGGCCAGGGCCAAAGCCCCUCCCCUCAUGGCCCCCCCAGGUGCUCUGCUUCCUGGAAGCCCCCACAGCUUCUCAUUCCCUCACUGGGAACCUUUGGACCUCCGGACCUCAGUCCCCGGAUAGUGGAUGGCAUUGAGGACUCUGGUAGCACAGCUGAGGCCCCUACAUUCCGCUUCAGCAGGAGGCCUGAACACCCAAAGCCCCGCUCACAGGCCCCCCCUACAGGAACCAGGACCAGCUGGGAAAUGGCCACUGAGGCUGAGGAAGUGAAGGAAAAGGUCUGCAGGCUGAACCUGGAGAUCUCCCGUCUCAAUCAGGAAGUAUCUCAGCUUAGCCAGGAGCUGCGGCACAUGAUGGGUCUGCUACAGGCCAGACUAUCUCCCUCAGGCCACCCAACAGUCUCAGCUUGGCCACCAGGCCCUCCUUGUCCCCACCUGAGGCCACCAGGCAUCUCUCCCUGCAUGUCCAGACCACCACCUAGCCUCCAGGAUACUACAUUUGCUGAAGUCCACUGCCCGGCCAGUGUGGGUACAGCAGAGAUGGGGGCCACACCCCUGGACCUGAGACCUUCCAUGGUGCCUCCCUACUCCUCAGAGCCUGACCCUCUUUUACCCACCCCCAUGCCAGAGGCCUCAACCCCAACCCCAACCUUCAAGAGGCACAGUUUCCGGUCCAGGUCAGACACGUUCCACUGACCCUGGCCCUGGGCCCAGGCCUGUCUGGGGUGGGCAUUGCUGCCUGCCAUCCAGAGAGAGCUGGGUCCCUUGGCCUCCUGUCUCGAGGUCAACAUCCACCAGCUGGUCUGGUUGGCUGUGCAUUUCUGGACUUUUUAACAAAGUGUGGUCACCUCUGACCCUAUUCCCUUUUCCAAACCUUCCCCAUCCUCCCCCUCUGUGAGGGGGAGUCACCUGAGACUAUGGAACCCAGCAGGCAUGAGAUGGACCACGGUGCCCAUUAGGCUGGGCAGAUGAGAUGUCCUGCUUUCUCCCCACGACCU
Nycticebus coucang (slow loris) is the source of this 3650-nucleotide messenger RNA. It is a transcript of the gene KCNH4, whose product is annotated as potassium voltage-gated channel subfamily H member 4. Gene Ontology annotation, molecular function: voltage-gated potassium channel activity. Gene Ontology annotation, biological process: potassium ion transmembrane transport; regulation of membrane potential. Gene Ontology annotation, cellular component: membrane. The transcript has 16 exons. The record is from RefSeq and is a predicted model, not a curated record. NCBI's taxonomy places the organism in Eukaryota, Metazoa, Chordata, Mammalia, Primates, Lorisidae. The coding region runs from base 193 to 3348 and encodes 1051 amino acids.